This is a messenger RNA of Eupeodes corollae, 2428 nucleotides long. It is a transcript of the gene ImpL2, whose product is annotated as neural/ectodermal development factor IMP-L2. NCBI's taxonomy places the organism in Eukaryota, Metazoa, Arthropoda, Insecta, Diptera, Syrphidae. The coding region runs from base 1002 to 1784 and encodes 260 amino acids. The record is from RefSeq and is a predicted model, not a curated record. The transcript is spliced from 4 exons.
UUACAAUCAGUUCUGUUACAGUUUUUGGCUGUUAAACAUAACUUUUUAUUUGAGAAAAUAAAAAGAGAGAAUUAUAAAAUAUUUUCCUUCGCUUCGCACCUUAUUUUAUUUUAAUAGCAAGCUUCCAACCCAAGUUGCAAACGUGUGUCUUCUGUCUCGUGACGAUCUUGUAUUCAAUUAAAAAUUUGAUAAUCCAUUCAAAACGUGAUCGAUUUAAGAAAAUAUAGUGAGAAAAUUUUCAAAAAUCAAAUAACUUUUUCGAUCGUUUUUAAACAUCGAUUAGAACAUUUCCCCCUCAACUUAUAUAAAAAAGAGUGUCAUUAAAAAAAAGAAAACAGUGCUUCUAUUCAGCAGUCAAAUUUAAAAAAAUUAUCUAAAUCAUUUGAAAAAUUUGUAUUUAAAAAAAAACACUAAAAAUUUACCAACGUUUCAAAAACAGCGAAUGUGCAAUUUGUUUUUUCGAUCUUUCCGUUCGAGUUUUGACGAAAUAAAAUUUUUCCGUAAAAUUUUUAAUAAAAUUUAAGCAAAAUUCCACCCAUACGAGGCGAGAGUUUUUCUGUUUCCACAACGGAAGCAUUUAAAGGACCUAUGUCAAUAUUAAGUGAUUUAGUCCUAAAUUUCAAUCGAAACGAUAUAUACGCAAGGACAACAAAUUUACAUGCGAAUUGUAAUUCGUUUAUAACAUAACAGUUAUUAAAAAAGUUUUUUUUUUAAACAAAACAAACCAACCAACAAAAUCCCAAUUCAAGAGUUUGAAUUUGAAUAAAAUCAAAAAAUCAGAAAAAGAGAAGAAAACAAGAAAAUUCAAUUAAAACAAAAAAAUUUUGAUUGAUUUUUUUAUCGCCACCGUUAAAUAAUCAUCAUCAUUUUCGGAAGAAAAAAAUUAAAAAGAAAGAAAAUUAUUAUUUUGAAAUAAAAGAAAAAAAAUCUUGUGAUUUUAAAUUUACUAAAACAAAAUCAAAAUUCGACGAUUUUAUAAACUUCAGAGAGCAAAGAAAAAAAUGAUACUGAAAAUGAAUAAACCCGUGUUAAUAAUAGCGCUGCUAAUUUGUGGGGCUUUAGAUGCCCAAAGCCGAGCAAUCGAUGACCUAGACAACAAUUCGAUUGAAGAUGAAAGGCCAAGGCCACGCAAUCCGGCACCGGAUGGCUUUAGGAAGGUUAGCAUGCCACCACCGGAAAUAAUGCAAAAGCUUGGCACACCGGUUGAGAUAGUGUGUGAAAUUGGCGGUUCACCGGCUCCAACGAUACAAUGGGUUGCCGGGCAUGAGUCAUUGCCUGAAAUGGACAGUUUCGAGAUGAAUACGUUGAUUGAAUCAAGUCCCAGUGAGAUUGUUAAUGUGCGAUCGGUGCAUGUUAUCGAUCAUAUUUUGAGCGAACCGAAAGUCUUCACCUGUGUUGGCAGAUCCGGAUCGAAGAUUGUUUAUGGCUCGACCACCGUGUAUCCCCCAACGGAGUCCAAGGAAUUGAUCCACUUCGGAAACAAGGCUUUGGCUAGGCCCAGGAAACCCAUCAUCACUUUCAAUCAUGUGACGCAUAUCGAUUUCAUUGGAACAAAUGUUGUUCUGCCAUGUAAAGCCUAUGCAAGGCCACAUGCUGAGCUCUUCUGGAUGGGCAAGGAAGGCCUGAUUACCGAGCAGAGUAACCGAUUCAAGAUUCUUGAUUCUGGAGAACUAUUAAUAUCUAACCUCAAAUGGGAGGAUAUGGGAACAUACAAGUGUGUAGCUCGAAAUUCCGUGGGUAAAGCUGUAGCGGAGACGUUCGUCUAUCCAUUACUUAGGGAUUAAGAAUGAAAAUUUAAUUCAAAGCAACAAUGAGAGCUAUCUAUUUGAAAAACAAAACAAACAAAAAAAUAAGCCAUCUUUAUAUAAGAGCCAGUUCUACUUAAAGCGUUUUAUUCUUCGGAACUUAUGCUGACACUAACUUUUUUGAAGAGAGCGACUUUUUAGUUUGAGAGCACUACUAUAUCCCAACAAUUACCUUCUACUACAUUUGUACUACCUACCUACUACUAUUUUAUAUUUAUAAACCAAAAACAAAAACAAAAACCAAUCAUAUUUUGUGAGUGUCUUAGUCUUAAGUCAGAUUAUUAAUUUUUUUAUGAAUUAAUUUAACUAGAAGAAUCUCUAGAAAAUAGUAUUUAUUUUUGUUUUUCUUUUGUUUCUAAAUCAAAAAUUUAUUUCAGCGCAUUUAUGUUCUGAUUUUUAAAAAGAAGAAGAAAAUGAAAGAAAAAAAAACAAAAAUUAUCUUUAUUGUUGUUUGUGUAUUUCUGUAUGUGCGUACAAAUCAGUUAAUUUAUUCACCGCAUCAACGGCCAAGAUCUACUUAAUAGUUUUAUAAAAUGAAAAAGAAAAAACAAAAUAUUAUAAACAUUAUAUUGUUGUAAUACAUACCUACCUACAUUAAAUGCAUUUGUUAUUGUUUAUAAUUA